GCUGGAGGACUCCCUACAUUCUUCCUCCAUUACCUCACUGCCUCCGGUGGCUGCUGGGAUACCGGCGGACUCGGGUCCCGGCUCGGCUCAGUCCUCCAGCUGCCCGGGGAAUACCUCUAGCAGUUCUCCCCUGCCGCCACCGCCGCCGCGCCGCUUCCUCCUCGCCCGCCCGCCGGCCACCUUCGCCCCGCCCCAUCCGCGCCGCGCGUCCGGCCCGCCCGCGGGCCCGCUUCUCUCGGGAGCCCCCACCCAGGCGCAUGGCUCCAUGAAGCAGGAGGAGCAGGCAGAGCGCGAGAGGUCCUGUCCGCCCCGGCUGCGUCUGGGCCAGGAGAAAAGGUACAGGAAGAAGGGAUGGAAUUGGAAGGAAGGAAAUUCAUUUCAGAGACAAAAUAGCUCCCCUCCUCUGUUAUAGCUGUUCUGCUGACUAUACAAACUUUCUUCUUUCAGGUUCUGCAGCAUUCCAGACCUCAAGCACUGCAUCAGGAUGGGAAAAAGACGUUGUGUUCCUCCACUCGAGCCCAAGUUGGCAGCAGGCUGUUGUGGGGUCAAGAAGCCCAAGUUAUCGGGGAGUGGAGCGCAUGGUCACGGGAACCAGUCCGCAACUGUCCCCUGCUCUAGUUCAGGCCCUCUUCAAAACCACCAGCAUGUGGAUGGCAGCAGUGGCCGGGAGAAUGCGUCGGACUUAACUCUGGCACCUGCAAACUCUCCCAUCACGCGAAUGAAUCCCGCUUCAGGUGCGCUGAGCCCUCUUCCCCGGCCCAAUGGACCUGCCGGCACCAAGAGCCUGGUGGUGACCGCAGAGAUGUGCUGCUACUGCUUUGAUGUCCUCUACUGUCACCUGUACGGCUUCCCACAGCCACGGCUUCCCAGGUUCACCAAUGACCCCUAUCCACUCUUUGUGACAUGGAAGACAGGGCGUGACAAGCGGCUCCGCGGCUGUAUUGGGACCUUCUCAGCCAUGAAUCUUCAUUCAGGACUCAGGGAAUACACGUUAACCAGUGCACUUAAGGACAGCCGAUUCCCCCCCUUGACCCGAGAGGAGCUGCCUAAGCUUUUCUGCUCCGUCUCCCUCCUCACUAACUUUGAGGAUGCCAGUGAUUACCUGGACUGGGAGGUAGGGGUCCAUGGGAUUCGAAUUGAAUUCAUCAAUGAAAAAGGUGUCAAACGUACAGCCACAUAUUUACCUGAGGUUGCUAAGGAACAAGGCAUGGCUUCCUUCCUGCUGUCUGGGACUCCUAAAAUCACCAACACAAGGAUGGCCACACAGAGGAAUACAAGCUGCAGAACUGGAGUUCCCUCUUGCCGCAGAACAGCCCUCUGUACCAGCUCUUGGCCAGCAAGCCAGGCUCUGUUGGGCCCAUGCGUGUUUCUAGAUAAUUAUGCUGGGAUCACAUCUGACGGAAGGACACAGGGCAGGCGUCCUGAGGACAGCCGUUACGGCCUGCGCUGGGCUGUCAUUUCAUGUCUCAGAGCUUCUGCUCGGACUGCCGACUGGGAUCAGAUCCAGACAAUAGACUCCUUGCUCAGGAAAGGUGGCUUUAAGGCUCCAAUUACCAGUGAAUUCAGAAAAACGAUCAAACUCACCAGGUACCGGAGUGAGAAGGUGACAAUCAGUUACGCGGAGUACAUCGCUUCUCGGCAGCACUGUUUCCAGAAUGGUGGUCUUCAUGCCCCGCCCCUCUACAAUCAUUACUCCUGACACACGGCUGCACGACCAGCCCCACCCCCCUGUGGCCACCAAUGGCUACGACAUCAUUGGAGCAGAUGCCUCCUCCUCCUGGUCCAGUUACUUCUAUUACUGCACCAUUUUAUGAUGCUAGCUUCCGUUGCCAAGUCUGCCUCCAGCCGACCGAGGGGAGCGGGGUUACACUGAAUGAAGCAGAACUUGAGGGGCCCAAGCCUUAUCUCAGCCUUUCCUCAAUACGGGGUUCCGUUGGAUUGGGGCUCCUCCCUGACUAGGAGAAUUACCGUGUGGGUUCAGAAGACCCUUGGCACGCAGGUGCCUCUGGUGAUUUGCCUCCUGUGUUGGCCACACCUCGGAAGCUGGAAUUGAUGAUUGCGAAGGCUUACCCCACACACCCCGCGGCCUCCCCUGAUUGAGUAGGCAUACUCCCCUGGCAGUCUGGGCAACGGAGACCAACAAGAAACAUUUUUAGGUUGUUUUAAAUUCCAUUUUUUAAACUUCCGGUUUAUUGCGUACCAAGAGUUGAUCACAACCUCCAUGCUUCAUAUGUGGAUGCCAUGUUAGGGUUGAACGUGGCCACCAUGAGUUCUUGGAGGCUCCUGGAUGGAGACACACGUCCAGACCGGAAGCCCUCAGGAUGGCGCUGCAGAGCUCGUUGCUGGGUUAACCCCGAAGGUUUCAAUCCUCACCCCGUGCACAGGUGGAUUCCCAGCACUCUUCCUGCACUGUGUCUCCUGGCGCGGCCUGCGGAGGACCGGACUGGGGUGCCCACAGGAGGUCCCCCUUUCCACCCGGCUACCUCCCUCCUCUUGGUGGUAGUGCCUGUAGCUGGUCUAGGAUCUCAGGAGGCACAGGUGUUCAAACAGGUACUGGGGCUGGGCGGUAGGACACGUCGUAGGAGAGACCCAGGGUCUCCAGGUGGGCUUUCUCUUCGGGCAAACAUCCCAAGGGACCUUUGAGCAGAGGAGUUCCUUUGUCUGGUUUGCCUGUAGACGUAAGAAGACUGGAUGUUUCAGGCCUUUACAGGACUUGAGAACAAAGCUGUGUAAUUAAACAAGGUGAAUAUCUGCCUAACAUGCUGGGACUCUUCACCCACCAUGGCAAAGUUCCAAACAGCUCAUUUAUUCUAGGUCAUUCAGACUCACAUGGCACAUCUCCCUCACUGUUGUCGCCGAUUCCAAACAGCUGUCAGCAGGUUUCCCCUCCCUCUUACCUGUUCUUCACUCGUUUGGUGGCAAAGUUCGUACAAGUUGGCGACUUAAAGGAUGCUUUGAAAACACUGUCACAGCGGCACUGCUGAAAUGGUUCAUGAGAAGAGGUGGCUCUUGGAAGGAAGGACCCUCGGGGAUACACUGGUUUUCAACAUGCUUAGAGAACUCUUGAAGUGGACUGGGUGUCAACCCAGUGAACACAGUGUUGAUUUAAUUUAUUUUGAAGUUUAUGUGGUGAUGGUGUGGCUUUCCGAAAUGGGCAAUUCAAGUCAAAAGGUCUUUUGAGUUUUCUUCUGCCAGGCAUGGGGGAGGGGGAGCAGGGACCCAGCUGAAGGAACGAUGUGCGUACUACUCUAGGUGCCGUGGCCCCAUUCCGUGGGAGAGGGAGCAGGGUGAGCAGGUGUGCUGGGCACCAUCCUGUGCCAUCCACGAGGACGUGGAGUGUGCAAGGGUAGCGUGCUGGCAUCCAGACACCCCAUCUUGCUGUGGUGCUGCGUUCUCACGUCCUGCACUCUUCCCGUGCAAGGUUUAUGAAAAAGCUUUUGAAGAUGAAGGGAUUGUUUUGAUUUCCUGCUGCUGAGAAUAGUAAAUGUCUUGUUACAAACGUGAUGAGUUAUUCUUAGGUGCCAUGGGUUGAUGUCAGGGUGGACUAAGCCACCCACCUCCAAUUUGUACAACAGUAUUGGUACAUAGGGCUACACUCAUUACUGUUCAAGUGUUCUAUGUUAACAGUUGUGUUUAAUUUCUAAAGAUUAAAAAAAAAGCAAAAAAAUGGUGCUAAACUUUCACCCCUGAGCACGCUCAGUGAGACUGGUCAUGCAAGCAUUUACAGUGCCAUGCUCUUCAAGCCUAAUUUUUCUUGUAGAAAUGUUGCCCUAUUUGUCUUCCCCAAUGUGUAAUAUGUUUCUAAUUUUAUUUUAUUGAGGGUGGGGUACCUGCCAUUUAAGAAAAUGAACAGAAAAAUUUUAAACCCAGAAAAUGGGAAGAAAAAAAAAAAUCAGUGCACAAGAAUUGGGCUGCAGAAGCCCAGUCCCACCCUGAAGUGGUUUUGGAGUGAAGAAGCCUUACCCCCUGCACAUUCCCUCACGCUCCCGUCCUGGGCCAGCAGUGGACAUGCUCGAGUUCCUCUUGCCUUGCCAAGGGGACUCAGGAGUCGACCAAGGAAAACGACUUGGCCCUGUAAGGAAUGGCACUGUCAGUACAGUCCGUCCUAAAUGGGCCCAGUCAGGAAGCGGUCUGGGCGUGUGUAGCCAUGGUCACCUCCUGAAGCUGUGUGGCAGGUGGCUCUCAGGAAAAAUACUAGGUCUGGAUCAUCCAUGUGGCAGCUUUGCAUAGGGAGACAACAGCUCUGAACUGGAAGUGAACUGCCUCCCACACGGUUGACCAAAGCAGUGAAGAGGUGGCCAGUACCUGUGGUGUGAGUGGUAGGUUUAAAGAGAAGGGAAUGUUUUCUGCUUGGUGUUUCCUUUGUCCCUGGGCUGCUCAAGCCGAACGGUAGGUAACCACUGUUUUCAAGGAACCAGCCCUGGCUGGUUUGAUUCGGAGUUUGUUUCAUCCCUAGCUGUGAGUGCCUUUUGGUCUGGAAAGUUGGCUUGUCUCAUAAUACCCACAGCUAGGACAUUCUCUCUGUAAUUAUGAAUUGUCCUGUUUUACACUGAUUAAAAGAGAAUGUCUUUGAUCACUAGAAUUUGUCAGUUUUGGAUUGUUUCCACCGUGAGGUUCUUAAAACUUUUUUGCUUCAUAAUGUUAAAGCAACUCAUGUUAAGAGACCCUUUCAAAAUGAAAGGUUUGUAGUUGAGACAUUACAUAUAUUUUAUUGUUUAUAAUAAAAGUCACCUAUACAAAAGUCCUGGGUGUUAAUUUUAAUAUUUGCACAAGAUGUGUUUUCCAUGAUAUGUUAACUCCUACAAUUUCACUAACCGUCAAUGUUAUUUUCUAUCGAUAUUCUGGAGCUUAGGGAGCUAUGUGUUCUUUCUGUUCAUUUUCAUUCUUAUUUCCCUGAAGCAAGAGACUUUGUAUGGCCUUCAGUGCAAAGACUUCAGACCAAUUCUUUGUAUUACACUUGGUUGCCUCUUGGCUAUAUAACUUCUGAGUGCAAAUCAUUGAACUCUUUAACGAAGUAUUGUAGAGAAUAAAGCAUAAUGGGUAAAAAUU
Manis pentadactyla (Chinese pangolin) is the source of this 5049-nucleotide messenger RNA. It is a transcript of the gene AMMECR1L, whose product is annotated as AMMECR1 like. The transcript has 9 exons. NCBI's taxonomy places the organism in Eukaryota, Metazoa, Chordata, Mammalia, Pholidota, Manidae. Bases 485 to 1699 code for a protein of 404 amino acids. The record is from RefSeq and is a predicted model, not a curated record.